Molecule: messenger RNA, 3940 nt
Organism: Pongo pygmaeus (Bornean orangutan)
Lineage: Eukaryota; Metazoa; Chordata; Mammalia; Primates; Hominidae
Gene: MASTL
Product: microtubule associated serine/threonine kinase like
Exons: 12
Coding region: 1004-3643 (879 amino acids)
Biological process (GO): intracellular signal transduction; peptidyl-serine phosphorylation
Cellular component (GO): nucleus
Molecular function (GO): protein serine/threonine kinase activity; ATP binding
Source: RefSeq, a predicted model, not a curated record
AGUACUUCCGGGGCAAGUGAGCGCCCACAAGACCAAAUGCCGGCGCGUUCUUUCCCGUGGAAGCAGUUGACAUUUACAAGGAAGAGCGUCCCCAAAGGUCUUUUGCUGUUUUUUAAGGGGAGAACAGCGUUUACCCUCUUUGGACUUUUUCUUUUUUUUUUUUGGAGACGGAGUUUCGUUCUUUCGCCCAGGCUGGAGUGCAGUGGCGCGAUCUCGGUUCACUGCAACCUCUGCGCCCCGGGUUCAAGCGAUUCUCCUGCCUCAGCCUCCCGAGUAGCUGGGAUUACAGGUGCCCGCCACCACGCCCGUCUGAUUUCCUCUUAAGACUUUCUACAGCUUCCUUAUGAAAUCUUCUGACUGAGCCUUGAGAAAUAAGGUCUUUUGCUACAAUUUAGUGCUCUUUUCCUCACACUAAAUCGAAAACUCUCCCUGUUGGUCCUGAUCUGUUUCAGUCAGGCAAAUUACAUCCUGGGAAAACGUCAGAUGACGAGGGAGGCCACUCGCUUCCUGCUCAUCCAGUUUCGACACUUUCUGUGCUUUCAUUAGCUUCCAGACCUCAGCCCUGGCCUUCGCUUUACUGUACAGUCAGAACUGGUUUCUACGCCUCGCGAGGGUGAGAGGUCGUGUAUGGGAGGAGGACCGCUUCCCACCAGCCUCGUUGGGAAGCCAGGAGAAAUCUCUUCAAAUCCUGCGAUUCACAGUCAAAUCCCAGUCGUCCUUUUCCUGGUCGGCCCAGAACUCUUUGUGCCUCCUCCCUCAUGAGGAAUGAUGUCAGUGGGGCCGCGGUCACCGCCCACGAAGAGUGUAAGCCUGCGAAGUCUGGGCUUUCCCGACGCCCCCUCCCUCCGCGUCUGCGUAGGUGAGGAGACGAGGGUGGGGCGCGGCGGCGCGGUGACGUCACGGCCGCGCGCGGCGUGGGCGGAGCCUCACUUUGAACCCAGUUGGCGGGAGUGGCUGCUCGCCGAGGGGCCGUGGCCGCGGGACCGCUGUAGACUGUCCAGCGAUGGAGCCCACCGCAGGAAGCAAGAAGGAGGCCGGAGGAGGCGCGGCGACCAAGGAGGGCGUGAAUAGGAUCCCAGUGCCAAAACCGCCGUCCAUUGAGGAAUUCAGCAUAGUGAAGCCCAUUAGCCGGGGCGCCUUCGGGAAAGUGUAUCUGGGGCAGAAAGGCGGCAAAUUGUAUGCAGUAAAGGUUGUUAAAAAAGCAGACAUGAUCAACAAAAAUAUGACUCAUCAGGUCCAAGCUGAGAGAGAUGCACUGGCACUAAGCAAAAGCCCAUUCAUUGUCCAUUUGUAUUAUUCACUGCAGUCUGCAAACAAUGUCUACUUGGUAAUGGAAUAUCUUAUUGGGGGAGAUGUCAAGUCUCUCCUACAUAUAUAUGGUUAUUUUGAUGAAGAGAUGGCUGUGAAAUAUAUUUCUGAAGCAGCACUGGCUCUAGACUACCUUCACAGACAUGGAAUCAUCCACAGGGACUUGAAACCGGACAAUAUGCUUAUUUCUAAUGAGGGUCAUAUUAAACUGACGGAUUUUGGCCUUUCAAAAGUCACUUUGAAUAGAGAUAUUAAUAUGAUGGAUAUCCUUACAACACCAUCAAUGGCGAAACCUAGACAAGAUUAUUCAAGAACCCCAGGACAAGUGUUAUCGCUCAUCAGCUCGUUGGGAUUUAACACACCAAUUGCAGAAAAAAAUCAAGACCCUGCAAACAUCCUUUCAGCCUGUCUGUCUGAAACAUCACAGCUUUCUCAAGGACUCGUAUGCCCUAUGUCUGUAGAUCAAAAGGACACUACUCCUUAUUCUAGCAAAUUACUAAAAUCAUGUCUUGAAACAGUUGCCUCCAACCCAGGAAUGCCUGUGAAGUGUCUAACUUCUAAUCUACUCCAGUCUAGGAAAAGGCUAGCCACAUCCAGUGCCAGUAGUCAGUCCCACACCUUCAUAUCCAGUGUGGAAUCAGAAUGCCACAGCAGUCCCAAAUGGGAAAAAGAUUGCCAGGAAAGUGACGAAGUAUUGGGCCCAACAAUGAUGAGUUGGAAUGCAGUUGAAAAGUUAUGCACAAAAUCUGCAAAUGCCAUUGAGACGAAAGGUUUCAAUAAAAAGGAUCUGGAGUUAGCUCUUUCUCCCAUUCAUAACAACAGUGCCCUUCCCACCACUGGACGCUCUUGUGUAAACCUUGCUAAAAAAUGCUUCUCUGGGGAAGUUUCUUGGGAAGCAGUAGAACUGGAUGUAAAUAAUAUAAAUAUGGACACUGACACAAGUCAAUUAGGUUUCCAUCAGUCAAAUCAGUGGGCAGUGGAUUCUGGUGGGAUAUCUGAAGAGCAUCUUGGGAAAAGAAGUUUAAAAAGAAAUUUUGAGUUGAUUGACUCCAGUCCUUGUAAAAAAAUUAUACAGAAUAAAAAAACUUGUGUAGAGUAUAAGCAUAACGAAAUGACAGAUUGUUAUACAAAUCAAAAUACAGGCUUAACAGUUGAAGUGCAGGACCUUAAGCUAUCAGUGCACAAAAGUCAACAAAAUGACUGUGCUAAUAAGGAGAACAUUGUCAAUUCUUUUACUGAUAAACAACAAACACCAGAAAAAUUACCUAUACCAAUGAUAGCCAAAAACCUUAUGCAUGAACUCGAUGAAGACUGUGAAAAGAAUAGUAAGAGGGACUACUUAAGUUCUAGUUUUCUAUGUUCUGAUGAUGAUAGAGCUUCUAAAAAUAUUUCUAUGAACUCUGAUUCAUCUUUUCCUGGAAUUUCUAUAAUGGAAAGUCCAUUAGAAAGUCAGCCCUUAGAUUCAGAUAGAAGCAUCAAAGAAUCCUCUUUUGAAGAAUCAAAUAUUGAAGAUCCACUUAUUGUAUCACCAGAUUGCCAAGAAAAGACCUCACCAAAAGGUGAUGAGAACCCUGCUGUACAAGAGAGUAACCAAAAAAUGUUAGGUCCUCCUUUGGAGGUGCUGAAAACGUUAGCCUCUAAAAGAAAUGCUGUUGCUUUUCGAAGUUUUAACAGUCAUAUUAAUGCAUCCAAUAACUCAGAACCAUCCAGAAUGAACAUGACUUCUUUAGAUGCAAUGGAUAUUUCAUGUACCUACAGUGGUUCAUAUCCCAUGGCUGUAACCCCUACUCAAAAAAGAAGAUCCUGUAUGCCACACCAGCAGACCCCAAAUCAGAUCAAGUCGGGAACUCCAUACCGAACUCCGAAGAGUGUGAGAAGAGGGGCAGCCCCCGUUGAUGAUGGGCGAAUUCUAGGAACCCCAGACUACCUUGCACCCGAGCUGUUACUAGGCAGGGCACAUGGUCCUGCGGUAGACUGGUGGGCACUUGGAGUUUGCUUGUUUGAAUUUCUAACAGGAAUUCCCCCUUUCAAUGAUGAAACACCACAACAAGUAUUCCAGAAUAUUCUGAAAAGAGAUAUCCCUUGGCCAGAAGGUGAAGAAAAGUUAUCUGAUAAUGCUCAAAGUGCAGUAGAAAUACUUUUAACCCUUGAUGAUACAAAGAGAGCUGGAAUGAAAGAGCUAAAACGUCAUCCUCUCUUCAGUGAUGUGGACUGGGAAAAUCUGCAGCAUCAAACUAUGCCUUUCAUCCCCCAGCCAGAUGACGAAACAGAUACCUCCUAUUUUGAAGCCAGGAAUACUGCUCAGCACCUGACCGUAUCUGGAUUUAGUCUGUAGCACAAAAAUUUUCCCUUUAGUCUAGCCUUGUGUUAUAGAAUGAGCUUGCAUAAUUAUAUACUCCUUAAUACUAGACUGAUCUAAGGGGGAAAGAUCAUUAUUUAACCUAGUUCAAUGUGCUUUUAAUGUAUGUUGCAGCUUUCACAGAGUUAAAAGGCUGAAAGGAAUAUAGUUAGUAAUUUAUCUUAACCUCAAAACUGUAUAUAAAGCUUCAAAGCUUUUUUCAUCUAUUUAUUUUGUUUAUUGCACUUUAUGAAAACUGAAGCAUCAAUAAAAUUAGAAGACACUAUUGAGAGU